AUGAAAAAAGAUUAUGAGCGAAUAAAUCGAACGCCAAGUAUGGAAAUUGUUUAUGGUUCACCGGAAGAUGAAAGGAAUCGUUAUCGAGAUAUUAGAUGUAUUGAAAAAACACGUGUUAUUCUUAAAAAUGUUGACGUACGAGCAAAUUAUAUUCACGCAAAUUUCAUUCAUUCUGGAAAGCAUAAAAAACGUUUCAUUUGUACACAGGCACCAUUAGAAACGACAAUUGAAGAUUUUUGGCGUAUGAUAUGUCAGACACAAUGUGAAUACAUUGUUAUGUUAUGUGAUUUUGUUGAAAAUAAUAUGUCAGUUUGCGCCGAUUAUUGGCCACGUGAAGAGGGACAACGUGCGGAAUAUGGUGACACGGAAGUGAGAAAUUCACAGAUUAAAAAGAUAGAAGUAUAUGAAGAUAAUGUAAAUUAUACGGUAAUUAAAAGUAAACUUCGUAUUAUUUCCCGAUUAGGACCUCAUUGUUGUACACAUUUUUAUUGGCCUGAAUGGAGUGAUCAAAUGCCUCCACCAUCAUUUGUUGUGAUACAACAGAUUGCCAAAAGUAUUCGACGGUCAAAACAUCCAAUUACAGUUCAUUGUACAACCGGAAUUGGUCGUUCCGCUACAUUUGUUGCCAUUGAAUUGGUACUUGAAAUGCUUAGUGAAGGACAGAAUUGUAGUAUGACUAAUUUAUUAUUAGAUUUACGGAAACAACGAUCACAAGCUAUUAAUUGUUGGAAGCAAUAUCUAGCAAUACACAAGCAUAUUAUGAAUUAUUUGGUAAUGCGUAAAAAAAUUCCGAAAGAAAUUUUAGAGGAAGUUGAUCAAUUUUUAAAUGCAUGCAACAAACAAAUGACAAAUGAAGGAAUUAAAGAUGAAGCACCAAAAUUAUCAUCUUAA
This is a messenger RNA of Cercopithifilaria johnstoni, 891 nucleotides long. The record is from the annotation of a GenBank genome assembly. Lineage: Eukaryota; Metazoa; Nematoda; Chromadorea; Rhabditida; Onchocercidae.